Molecule: messenger RNA, 651 nt
Organism: Zophobas morio
Lineage: Eukaryota; Metazoa; Arthropoda; Insecta; Coleoptera; Tenebrionidae
Exons: 3
Coding region: 32-457 (141 amino acids)
Source: RefSeq, a predicted model, not a curated record
CAGUCGCCAGUUUGUUCUCAAGCGUUGCAAAAUGGGGAAAAAUAAUUGUUGCAUUCUUUUUUGUGUGGGUGCUGCGAUUUUCAUAGAUAUUGUUGGUGGUUUGGUGAAGAUCAUCGACUCGAGCGUUAACUCCAAACAAGUGGACAGCGGAACUCUCGCUGGUCAAAUAGUGCUGAGUCUAGUGUUUCUGCUUAGUGGGAUUUUGUUGCUUGUUGGGGCAAUCAAGCGCAAACCGUCAUUAAUCUUAGCCCAUGUUAUCAUCGAAACUAUUUUGCUGGUUCUUGCUGUGAUCGGUGUCAUAAUAAUUGGCAUUUUUCUGGCAGCCACGGUACCCUUGGCUCUUGUGAUGUUGAUCAUUGUAGUCAUUAUACUGAUUUUGCGCGCCGGUUUAGAAUAUGCCGUGUAUGUGUAUUAUAAAAAUAUGAAGAGUGAAUUCGAACUCGGGGCCGCGGUUUAGAAGAGCUCCGCAAAUUCUUAAAUUUAGAUAGGCUCGACAUGCAAGUUCUCGAGUUUAUUUUUAAUGUAAUACAUAAAACGUGUCAAGUACAAAAAGUCUGAAUUUGAAAUUUUUAAUAGAUAAUAGUACGAAACACGACGUAACUGUCGUUAUACAUGUAAGUUUGUUUAUACUGUACUAAUAAAUAAAUAAAU